GGCGCUUGAGUGGGCCGCAGUGCAUGAUGGGAAAGAAUGGUGGAGCGUUGAUAUUAGGGGAAACCACUAAGGGAUGUCGCGCGGGGCAUGAUGGGAAGUGUCAAAGCUGGGAGAUGGCAGUGAAAAGGCGUCCAGAGCCCUUGGAUUUCUUCAGCACCUGAGUGUGGCCAUGGUGGUGGAGGUGUGCAGCUUCUUUGGGGUCUACCUUCUCUACUGCACCAAUCCGCGGUUCCAUGGACGCAUCUACAUUGGCUUCACAGUCAACCCUGAACGGCGUAUCAAUCAGCACAAUGCUGGGAAGCGCCGCGGCGGGGCUUGGAAGACAAGUGGCCGUGGGCCUUGGGACAUGGUGUUGAUUGUCCAUGGUUUCCCUUCAGAUGUGGCAGCCCUCCGGUUUGAGUGGGCCUGGCAACACCCACACUCUUCCCGCCGUCUCACCCAUGUUACCCGCCGGACCUCACGAGAGCGUCAGUUUGACUUCCACCUGCGUGUCUUAGCCCACAUGCUCCGAGUUGCUCCUUGGUGCCGGCUGCCUCUCACAGUACGUUGGCUCAAGCAGGAAUACUCUCGAGAUUUCCCUCCCGGCUUGGAACCUCCUCUGCACAUGCCAGUGGCCUUUGGACCAGUGCGAGCUGUCAAGGAGACCAAGGGAGCAAAGCCAGUACCUUCAGAAGAACAGGGAGUCGCUCUGAAACGUUGUAGCGUCUGUCUGAAAAGGUUCCAGGAUGGAGAAGACGACACCUUCUUGCGCUGUUUUCACACAGGCUGCACCAUGGUUGCUCAUAUAACCUGCCUGGCUCGUCUUUUCCUAGAGAAAGAACCAAAUCAGUUCUUGCCCAUAGAAGGCCAGUGCCCAAGUUGCAAGAAUCUUGUGCUUUGGGGAGAUCUGAUCCGUCAUCAUAAAGGCUGUUAUGGUGACUUAGAAGCUGAUCCUACGUCCUCUCAGGAACAUUGGGCUAAUGAACUGCAACUAUGAAGGGGGAACAAAUACUUUUUUUAAAAGUCAUCAAGACUGAUCUCCCUCCAGAAGAAUAUGUAGGAAUGCUUAGAAUGGACCAGCUCCGUUGCCUCUUCUCAUGCACUGUAUUUUUCCACUUGCCUCUUUCCCAGCUGGAUCUAGGACCUUUUGUCUCCCAGCCCCAGAAUCAUGCAUCAAAUGAUGAACUAAUUAAUUUUCUGAAGUGCAAUAAUUAAAUAGAAGGACCAAGAAUUGGGCAGGAUAUCUAUGAAAUGAGGAUGUGAUGUGGGGGACAGCAUUCUUAAAGAGUCUCUGGGAAGAACAGAGUAAACAAUGACUUGAUCAAGGAAAUGUCACAUUGGGUUACCCAAGAUAUUUCGACUACAAAGCCUAUAAUUCCGGACUUGAUCACACUUGUUGUGGCUUCUGAAAGUUGUAGUACAAAACUGCUGGAAGGUGUCAAGUUAUCUUCCCCUAGACUAGAUUGCUGGAAGUCAUAUGUUCAAAUUUUCUAGCUAGCAAGUGUGCUUUGGAUUUUCCGUUGUAUCAGGACAAAAAUGGUCAGUGAUGCUGGAAAUACAAUGCUGAAUGUGUAUAGUAAUCUUGUUAUAUUGGCAAAAGGAUUCAGGAGCAUGGGUUAUGCAACUGGGCGCCCUCUAGAUAAUUUGGAUUCCAGUGUUCCUGAUUACUGGCUAAACAGCCUGGAGCUUGUGAAAGCUGUAGUAAAAAACAAAACCAAUGAAAUAAAAUAAAUGGGGGGCACUAGGUUGCCUAUCAUGACCAUGACUUUAUCAAGUUUUUAAAAAGUAUACUAGUCUUAUUUUAUGAUAUGCUUCUAGUGUGUUGAGUGCUUAUAUGGAAAAUGGAAAAGAUAUGUUUCUUGACCAGUAUGCAGAGCUAGUAAGUUUGUGAAAUAUCAUAUCAUAUUUAUAUGUCCCCACACUUAAUAUUUAUAUGGCCAUCACCUAAUAUUGUCUUAGUGAUUCUUAAAAAAAUUGAUUUUAGGCUAGUGUUAUCACUGUUGCAUGGAGAACUGAGAAUGUAGUGUAGUAUCCUCCAGUCUAUGCUGGUUGUAGGACUGCAGGAUGUAUGCUCUCAACGUAUCUGAUGAGCACUGAUUUAUGAGACUCUUGUCUGUGAAUACCAAGAGAACCAAUGUAUAAUGUAACCAGUGCGCCAGACACCUCCCACUUCAAUAGUACCUGUUAAAAGGACAUCAGAUAAAUAGGCUAUGGUAGGAUCUGAUAGUGGAUUACUGUCAUGGUUCAAAAUCCAGCAAAUCCCCCAAGAGGAGAAAAUAUUGCUCUCCCAGGUGGUCAGUAGUCUAGAUCGCAUGGAACAUAGAUGAUAAAUUUCUGGCCCUCUAGAUUGGGGGUAAGCAACUGCAUGGAGGCCCAUUCCCUUCUCCUAGGCACCCCUGUGCACAGCAUCCCUCCAACAGGCCUAAAUGCAUGUUUUCCUCUAAAAAUGGUUACAGGAAGUGAUAUCACAUUCCUUUGUCACCAUUUUGAGAGUGAUGGAAAUGGAGAUCAGAGGGUUAAACAAAAAUUGCUCCAAAAACCUUAAACGUUAACAUUUACUCUUAACCAUGAGAAUGAUAUGAAGAAACCCUAUAGUCUACAAAUGCUUGACUAUACUAUGUGUGUGUUUUUUUUUAAAGAGGUGGAUUCUGCUGUAAGAAAAGUUGAAUCUCUCCCCUUAUCUAAACCUAAGUGCAUAACAUAUGCACUGGAGACAGGAAUCAUGUGGCCUUCCCGAUUCCCAUCAUUCUUCACCAUUAGAUGUUAGGGCUGGUAAGAUUAGCAGUCUGACAUCAGAAUACCUCCAUGAUUCUUUGAUUGUAAAGAAUCAUAGUGUGAAGAGGAAUCCACAUAUUUUGGUUACAUCUGUAGAAUGCACCUUCAUCAUUAAAUAUCCAAUGUUUCAUUUUCA
Sceloporus undulatus (fence lizard) is the source of this 2890-nucleotide messenger RNA. It is a transcript of the gene SLX1A, whose product is annotated as SLX1 homolog A, structure-specific endonuclease subunit. Gene Ontology annotation, cellular component: Slx1-Slx4 complex. Gene Ontology annotation, molecular function: 5'-flap endonuclease activity; crossover junction DNA endonuclease activity. NCBI's taxonomy places the organism in Eukaryota, Metazoa, Chordata, Lepidosauria, Squamata, Phrynosomatidae. Gene Ontology annotation, biological process: double-strand break repair via homologous recombination. Bases 170 to 976 code for a protein of 268 amino acids. The record is from RefSeq and is a predicted model, not a curated record. The transcript has 7 exons.